CAGCUGGAUGCCAAUGCCUUAGCGUCUGCAAGAGUCCAGCCCAGGCUGUGAAUAAAGAUCCUCGUAUGUUUUGCCCUGGACUUGACUCCUGGUGGUCUUUUGGGGAUCUCUUGAAUCAGGUACAACAUCUUGAGGGCUCAUCCGCUGGGGUCCUCAAUACCCCUGGGGCUCCCAGAACCAGAGGAUCAGAACACCAGGUUAUUUGUGAAUGCAGCCUACCGCACAGAGAGACAAGCAGCUCUUAAAGCAACAACAGCAGCUUCUGAGAUAUGAAAUUGGAUUCAACAGGAGAUGAUAUAACCAAAGCUUCUCCAUAUACCUGCACAAGACCAAACCAGCGUGGAUGGGAGGAAUUCACAAAGUCCUACCCCAAGCUAAUGAGCUAUUGGCAGCUGAUGGCUGCUAGGAAAAGAAGAAGUCUUUCUGGAAAAGGAGGAGAGAUGACAAUGAGGAAGACAACCACCACCCCCAUUGUUCGAAGAGGAGUAAGAAGGGCCAGGCCUUCCAGGACCCUCACGCUAUAGAGAAGCAUUGGCUCCAGGAAUGAAGAAGGAUGUGUUGGGUGAGCUAUUCUGAAUAACAUGAGGGGAGGACCUUGAUCAUCAAAGGGAAGGCAUAUUCCAGGAAGCCACUGUGCUAAGGAUCCACAGUUGCCAGGUACCAUCAUUAAGCUAUACAUGCUGUGAUGCUGGCUACUGUGUGUAGUUGGAUGAGCAGAGGGAAGUGGAAGGGACAGUGACUGUGCAGCCAUGCCAGCCAGGGACCUUCUUCUGUGACUGCAUGGAAAAGCAAAGUCCAGAGCAGGUGAAAGGAAGCAGUAGUGUCUUUGCUUAUGACUUUGAAGAACAGUGACAGACUCUUCUCACUCUGCCUCUCUCCCUCUUUCUUAUACACAAACGUACAGUCUCUCAUGCUAACUUUCUUUCUCCCCACCUCCUUUUAUGAUUAAUGUCCCUCUUUGUGUGCAUUUCCUCAAUCUCCACCUAAGGAGGCAGGAGGACUGAAUGACAGCUAAGUAGGAGUGCUGCCAAGGGUCAUUAUUUACUAUCUACUGCUCGGAAGCAGUUUCUUCACUGCCAUGCAACAGCAAGCUUACAUUGAAACCCCACCACCACCACCAACACAGGUUUAUCAAGCAUGGAAACCGUUUUUCUUCUUGUGUUGCCUCAUGCCCCAGAAACUUUUGGGAGCCUUCCUGGCUGCCUCAGCCUCCAUGAUUCUCUGACUGUCUUUCAACACUCAUCUCACAGAAGCAGGAAGCGAUUUGACUGACCGCUACUAACUUGCCUCUAAGCGGCCUCUCUUUCAUCAGGCAUGUCCAUGGAAUUUUCACCCCUCGGUUGCACAGCUGUGAUCUGUGUUAUUCCUGUCAUCUUUUCUGGCAUGCAAGGCACAGUGUGAGAAAUACAACUAAAGUCAGUUUUAUACAAGGGGAAUAUGGGAUGGUUAGUUCUCUGGACUGAGCAUAUCUGCUUCAGGGAUGUAGAGGUCUACAGUGCCUGACACACUGUGACUCCAGACACAGCUUGUCCACUCUAACUUACUGCUAUCUGCAGGCAGAGGUAUGACUCUAAUGUUCCCAGCUGUGAGUGGCCACCACCCUCUGUCACUCAUGCCUUCCAUGCCCAGAUCCUUAGGUUCCCCUUUGUCUUACUACCUGUGUUCCAUGUUGCUUGCUUCUUCCAUGGGUGAGGGGACUCCUUUUUGCAACACAGCACUUUGGAACUGUCACUCAUGCUUCUGGGAAGCAAUUUGCAGGCACAAGUAGAAGAACAAAGAACCUGGAAUUGCACAGUGCCAAAAUGGAGCUCAGCAGUGGUCACCACAGGCCAGUUGUUGAGUAGAACAACGAACACACGAGGUAAAGGCAAGACCAUACUCCAAUUGGUGAGCAGUAGUCCACUCUGAGUACCACAUCGGGAGAUGUAUGUCCAAUGAUGAAUGGUGGGGCAGCUCACUUUAAGGCAUUUGCCUAAGCUUGCAUGUUGGUACACAGAAAAGAGCCACCUCAGAAUCAGAGUCUCUUACCAGCACAAUCAUUUCAUUUUUAUCACAAAGAGGGAGGUUUGGUUAUGAUCUCAGGGCAUGUCAUGGAAGACUUCACAAAGGCAAUCGAGCAGGUCCAAGGACAGCAUGGCAAGACAAUGAUCACUAGUGUGAAAAGUCAGAGAUGGGUGAGUUCCCAGGGUACAAAUCCUUGUGAGCCCAUAAAAUUCAUCCCUUUGAAUAUAUGUAAAUGCCCUUAGGAAGAAUGGCUGUCACUGUGCAUUCAUUACAGUAGAGCUGCCUUUGAGAGUUGGGGGAAGUGAGGUGAGAAUCACUGGGAUUCACCAAAUGACACCUUCUGCAUGAGCUGAAGCAAGAGAAAGAAUACCAGUUGCCAUGCAGGAAAUGCUGCCGGAGUGUCGUGCCCUGUGCUAACCGCUCUGGACAUGUAUCAUCUUGAUCUGGAUUUUCCUGGUUGCACACAUUCCUCCUCGCUAUCACCUUCACGUUUCCUCCUGGAACCAGGGCUCAGUGUGGCGACCGGCUCAGACUAGACCCCAUCAUGGAUCCACUGCAGAAAUGGGAUCCACUGUUGAAUUCUGUGCCUUCCUGCAUGGCCACUGUGACAAGCUCCCAAGAGGCCUCAGCCUUCCCUCAGCCUUCCUCCUCAGAAAAGCUAAGUGUGGGGCUCAGUGGGCUGAGCCUCAGCCCCAGCCCCAGCUCAGGUGUCCCUGCCCCUCUGUCACAGAGGCUGCUCCAGCAGCAGGCCAGGGAGAAGAAGACCCUGUGGCAGCAGUACUGGGAGAAGCAGGGCUUUCCUCAGAGGAAGAAGGUCUUCCUGAGGCACUCGAGACGCUGGCACCGGGAUCACAUGGCACCUUACCUGCUUGAAAGGGAUGUCGGAGAAGGCAGAUCUCAGAAUCAGCUCCUCUGCCAGGGCCACAUGCUUAAUAGUGCUGGGGUGAGUGGAGAGAGGAACGCAGUUCCCAACCCUCCGUCCUGGGAAAUGCUGGUGCAGGAAUUCAGUGGCCUCACCCUCAGCCUGGGAGCCAACAGACCAGGCCCCCUCCCGGAGGGGCCUCUGCAGCAACAGGAACCAGAGGAGAUGUGCCAGCUAAAGAGGCAGCAGGAAAGUGUCAGGAUGCUCAAGUAGAGGGCGGGAGCAGGCUGAGGUCUGUUUGGCCCCCAAAAGAUGGAGGCGAAAACGGAUUCAGACAGUGCUGCACUUAAAGCUCAAGAGCCUGGACUCUUCUGACGUCAAGGCAGUCAGCUGCCUUUGGAUGAGCCCCAGCACUUGUGCUAGGAUGGGAACUGUCCUAGGAAAGGCCCCCACGUUGCUGCCUAUGUCUUUUAGCAUGCCUUUUUGGGUAUGGUACCAGGGAUCCCUGAAUGCCCAUGAUGUGAUUCACACACUGAGGGUUUUCACUGAUUUUCCUAGGAAAUCAGCACUGCUCCUUCCCAAGUUUGUCAAAUAGAAACAACACAACAUGUGUAUAUAUGUUUAUAUACGUAUAUCUAUGUAUAUGUGUGUAUGUAGAGAAGACAUACAUAGUAUAUAUGUCUUCCACUUGCCUUCUCAAUGUGCAUUUAUUGAGUGAUUCCCCACUAGGAAUCACUAGGUACUAUGAAAUGCAUGUGCCAGGCAAGAGAGGGAGGGAGAGAGAGAGAGAGAGAGAGAGAGAGAGAGAGAGAGAGAGAUUGACUUGCAUCUUCCAGAAACUGAAGCAAGAGAAUGCAGGCUUAAGGCACCUACCUACCCAAUGUAACUACCUACCCAGUGUUCAUCCAGUGGUGUGAACCCAUGUGGAAGAAGAGAAGUUUUCCUCCUUAACCAUGGUGGUUAAUGGUGGCUCCCUGGUGGAAUUUCCCAUGUGUCCACUCAGUUAAUGGUCAUAGCAGACCUUGACGUGGGGGUUUGGAACUGUGUGCCUUCCCCCUUCCCACUCCUUCCCUUGGGCUCUUAAUCUGGUCAAUAAAAUAAAGGCACACAAGCGGUUCAGGAAAGCCAUAGUUUCAUUCAGACGAGGAUGCAAAGAGAUGAGAAGCUCAAGUAUGUCUGCUGGUAUGCAUGCUGGGGGCAGCAUGGACAGUCUGCAUGGGGGAAAGGACUGUAGUGAAGGAAGUUUUGGGUGGCAUCAGUUUGAGCUCAGAAAUUGGUGGUAACUGGUGAAUGUCCCAUGAUUUCCUGUAAUGACACUGUAUAUAACCAUGGCCUGGCUAUACACAUACUAUUGACUAGAAGCUGGACAGGGGAGCAUUUGGCCUUCAGAUUUUCCCUUUCUGGUCAAGGGCCAGCAGUGGAAAGUCCUCUAAAUGGGUUUAUUAGUGGUAAUACUGGGGAUUUGUGUGUGCUGUGUUCUGUAGCUGUGAAAGACACUGAUCAUCCAAAGAGAGCAGCGGGAACAGCAGAAUGCAUCCUUUGUUGAACUGAUAAAAAGGACAGCAUUUUACCUACCUGAGGGCCACAGGGGGUUGGGGAGGAGACAAGACAGGGCUUAUUCAAAUGAGAAGUUGGCCAUUGUUCCAGGUUUCUGCCUAGCAGCCACUCUGUACUAGACACAGGAAUGCCAUGUAUGCUUAAAGGGAACCUGCUAUUAACCUCCAGGCUCAUUUUAUCUUGCUACUCGCUGGACUGAAUUGAAAUCAUGAUCAUGAUCGCUCUGGAGCAGUGCCCAGUGCACAGCCUCUGAAUGACAGAGAAAGCUGGUGAAGACCUUCCUGCCAGCCAUUAUGGGAUACCUUGAUACCCAUGUGGGUAAAGGCUUAUGGCAGGAUAACCGCUGUCCCUGGACAUUUGACCCUGAGAAGCAGAGCCACUUUACUGAGUAACAGAGGGAACAUGUGUGAGACCUGUCACUCUCUGUGCUGUUUGUCAUCCUUAUUCUUUUAUGGCCCUUGACCCUUAGUCUCUCUGUACAGGGCAUCACCUCUGUCUCUGUCUGAGAAGAGGGACAUGUCAGGGUGCACAUGUGUGUUUCAACUUCCCCACAUGGAAGUGAUUUGCUCUUUUCAAGUCCACAGUGUCCUGUGAUUGUACCAGACAGCAUGAAAUCCCCUGUUCCAACUGUGAAAACUGGUUUUCUUCUGUGAGCACCUGCCUCCUGUUGUUAAUGUGUACUGGAAUGUUAGCAAGUGCUUUUGUCAGAGAUUCUGAAAUGUACAGAAACUGUGUAGUGAUCUCCACUCUAAUGCUGGAGACACCUUAUUUGUUCAAAUGAGGAGCUGGCCAUUGUUUGUGAGUUUUGUAACUCAUUGUCUAAGCCAUGCUACUGACUAUGUGAAGACUUAAAAUUCCAUUACACUCUAGCUUGACUGGUUACUUGGCAAUCAUUCUCCCAUUGAAAAAGCCAUGCCUCUUUUUCUUAGUUUUUUAACAGUCCCUCUCUGUAAUAAGUGUCCUGUUUUCCUCCUAUAACAUCUUCCCCUAUCUCGUAGUCUUUCUGAUCUCCCUUCUGUCUCCAGCAUCGCUACUUUUCCCUCUUCAGAGCACACAAAUGGGAAAGUUUCAAAGAGAGAUGUCCUAAUAGGAGGAGGGCCAUGGAACCAUGUGGCUAAGUUACACCUCCAUGUGUACUCAAGUGAGGCACCUCAACCAAGAACAGGAUCCCCUGUGACACUAUUUGUCCUGGUGGAUGCAAGAACUUUUGGUAAGAUGGCCAAGGCUCAGCUUCCAGCCCCAUUGCCCCAGUCUCUGGAAAACUUAAUUCAUCUGGAUACCAACACUGAGGGCUUGGCCAAGAACUCUGUCACAGGCAUAGGAGUGGCCACGAAAGCCCUCCCAGAUGCUCUUUGGUUCCCACACAGGGUGGUCUUCUGUGGGGACCAGAUAGCCCCAUUUGUUUUGUCCUUGGUUAUUUGAGUGCUGUCGAUGCUCUCAUUUGACCACGACUACUGACUUUGCCUCCUUUAAUUGCAUUUCUUCCUCUCGCUCCAGGGGUAGAGCUACACCAUCGUAUUUGUGCUGUAUGAGCGUGUGUGUGUGUGUGUGUGUGUGUGUGUGUGUGUGUGUGUGUGUAUAGGAACCCAUGCCUGUGUGGGUAGAUGUCUGAGAAUCACUCAGGGUAUGUUCCUCUGUUGCUCUCCACCAUGAUUUUGAGACAUGUCUCUUGUUCCUGGAACUCACCAGUUUGUCUUGAUCAGCUUGAUAGCUAGUCCCAGGAAACCUCUUCUCUCUGCCUAGAAGCACUAAGAUUGUGGCUGUGCCCUGCCAGGCCUGGAUUUUGAUGAGCCCUGGGGAUCCAACGUCACACCCUCAUGCCCUUAUGGCAGACAAUGUACCUGCCCACACGGAUCCAGCCCUGAGCUGUACAAUUUUAAUUAUUUGAAUCUACCCACUUGCAAAUUCUACCACCCCUCUUCCUCAGUCGUGAAGCCUCCAACCACAGUGUGCUCCUUUGAAGUCUCUGUCUGCCUCACACUGUUCGGUGGGCUGUUUCCUGGAUGGGAAGACCAGCAUUUGUUCCCCACACUCUCAAGGUAGCAGGCAGCAUCUUCAUGAGCACUAUUCAACGCCUUGGCUCUGCUGCACUCAAAACUGCAAGCACCUUUCAGAGGCUGGUGCUAGAGGGACUCCAGGACUUGAUUGUUGUCAUAGUGACACCAUUCGAAUACCUUUCAUCAGUGCAACGUGAUUUUCCUCUAUGACUGCCUCAUGCCAAGCUCUCAUGGCCCCUUGGAAAGAGAUAUACUCUUCCUCACUACACGAUUCUGAUUUCCUGUCAGGAGAGGGUGAGGAUAUGUGUUUCUUGAAUGUCGUGACUCAGCUUGAGGCCCUGUGAGGACUCUGGGAGGGAGGGGAUGACGGAGGUGAAACCGCUGUGCCAGAUAAAAUCAAUAACCUAGGAGAGCAAGAGAUUUUCCUGACAGGAUUGAGUGUGGGUGGGUGGUUGCCUAGGUUACCAGUUGCGAAGGCCAGGGCUGAUGGAGACUGCCUGCCACAUGACCAUCCUCAUCCACAGGAUCCGGACCUGAAGGGUAAGUAUGAGGGAGCAUGCUCAGUAUUUCAGAACCUUCUCAGUAUUGGCAGUUUACUGAAGGUGCUCUGAGCAUGCUUAUGAGAAGCUGAUGCAUAGAGGACCAGAACAUAGGCUCUGGCCACUAGCUGCAGGAGUCAUUGGGUCUUGAGUGAGAGUGUGCAGAUGGGCGGUCCUUCUCCUAAUGAAGGUAGCAAGGUCUCAGAGUAGGGCUGGCCCCAGCGCCACAGAUGAUAUUCUUUCUGUGCAGGUGGCCCUGUUACCUGUGAGCAGGGCACUUUCACAAAGUGCUGAA
Messenger RNA from Psammomys obesus (fat sand rat), 7254 nucleotides. Its product is annotated as protein FAM156A/FAM156B-like. The record is from RefSeq and is a predicted model, not a curated record. Gene Ontology annotation, biological process: epigenetic programing of female pronucleus. Lineage: Eukaryota; Metazoa; Chordata; Mammalia; Rodentia; Muridae. The coding region runs from base 2549 to 3139 and encodes 196 amino acids. Gene Ontology annotation, cellular component: nucleus. The transcript is spliced from 6 exons.